Oryza sativa Japonica Group (Japanese rice) is the source of this 1437-nucleotide messenger RNA. RefSeq lists its product as uncharacterized. Lineage: Eukaryota; Viridiplantae; Streptophyta; Magnoliopsida; Poales; Poaceae. The record is from RefSeq and is a predicted model, not a curated record.
GAGGUUAAUACUAGUAGUAGUAUAUAGUUAAAAGGAGGACAUGCAAAGGCCAUUUUGGUGUUAAAUAAUGGAGUGUAAGUAAAUAAAAAGGAAGGGGGGGCGGCAGGCUUCACACAAAGCUGGCGCGCACACAGACGCAUAGCAUAUAUAGGAUGAUGCGUGUGUUGUAUUCCAUCAUCAUCAGGUAGCGCGCGCGGAUAGAUCAUAUCUAGCGUGGACGAUGGCGAGGCAUCGGUGGUAUGUGCAGGCGGUGGCGCUGCUGGUGGUGCUGAAGGCGGCGGCAGGGUCUGCGGCGCCGCCGACGACGACGAGGAGCAGGAGCAGCAGCACGGUGGUGGCCGGGAUGGUGUUCUGCGACCAGUGCAAGGACGGCGCCAGAGGCCUCUUCGACUACCCGCUCUACGGUGCGCGGGUGGCGAUCGAGUGCGGCGGAGGGGAGAGCCCGGUGACGGUGCGGGAGUGCAACACCAACUGGUUCGGGGGAUUCUCCGUCCGCAUGGAGGGCACGCCCGAGAUGAACCGCUGCACAGCGCGCGUCGUCCAGGCCACCGGCCACUGCGGCGCCGCCAUCCCCACCGCCCCUCGCGACCUCACCCUCGCCUUCCGCAUGCUCGGCCUCGCCCUCUACACCGUCCCCCCACUCCUCUCCCAGCCGCUCCGUCCCAUGGACUUCUGCCCAUCUCCAUUAACAUCUCCAUCUCCUCCCGCCCUCGCGCUCGCCCCCUCUCCGAUUCCGACUCCAAUCAUCGCGCCGCCCCCCGUGUCCUCGCCGGCUCCCCCUCUCCCGCCCCUCUGGCGCCGCAGGCCUCGCCGCCUGCCGCCCAUCUGGCGCCCGACCCCACCCUCGCUACCCGUUGACACCAUGCCGCCGCCGCCGCCGCCACCGCCACCGCAGCCGCAGGGCUCCGCCUGCACCUUCGACAAGUGGGCGGACGUUGGAUUGCACGGGUGCAACUGGAAGGUGGUGACGCCCAACACGACGGUGGCCAUGGCGUUCGGCCCCGCCGCGGCGCAGAGGUACGGCCCCGACAUGACGCUGCGGGAGGCGCUGGACGGGAGGGGAGACAUGUACCGGACGCUGCUGCGGGAGGCCACGGCGGCGCUCCUCAAUGCCUACUACAACCCCAGUGGCUCCGGCUUCCUGUACCCCACCACCGCCAGCGUCAUCGACCACAUCAACGCCGCCCUCCUCACCCCCACGCUCCACAAGCUUCUCCUCGAGGGUGCGCGCUUCCGCCGCGCCAACUCCGACUCCAACCUGCCCUGCCACCUCACCCCCUGCAACUAAUUACUACUCCUGCUUGCUUACUCGAUCGCUAAUGCACUCGUUUUUCAUUUUAUUACUCGCUACGCUAAUGUAUUACUAGUGUCUCGACUCAAUACUUAAUUGGUGGAUGGAUUUUAAUACUACACUACUACUACUGGAGUACUAUAGUA